Molecule: messenger RNA, 10716 nt
Organism: Lepus europaeus (European hare)
Lineage: Eukaryota; Metazoa; Chordata; Mammalia; Lagomorpha; Leporidae
Gene: RORA
Product: RAR related orphan receptor A
Exons: 10
Coding region: 111-1517 (468 amino acids)
Biological process (GO): negative regulation of inflammatory response; regulation of transcription by RNA polymerase II
Cellular component (GO): nucleus
Molecular function (GO): zinc ion binding; RNA polymerase II cis-regulatory region sequence-specific DNA binding; nuclear receptor activity
Source: RefSeq, a predicted model, not a curated record
CAGCUGCGGCAGCUGCUGCUGUGGCUCAGGCGGCGGCGGCGCGGCGGCGGCAGAGGGGGCUCCGGGGUCGGACCAUCCGCUCUCCCUGCGCUCUCCGCACCGCGGUGUAAAUGAUGUAUUUUGUGAUCGCAGCGAUGAAAGCUCAAAUUGAAAUUAUUCCAUGCAAGAUCUGUGGAGACAAAUCAUCAGGAAUCCAUUAUGGUGUGAUUACGUGUGAAGGCUGCAAGGGCUUUUUCAGGAGAAGUCAGCAAAGCAAUGCCACCUACUCCUGUCCUCGUCAGAAGAACUGUCUGAUUGAUCGAACCAGUAGAAACCGCUGCCAACACUGUCGACUCCAGAAAUGCCUUGCCGUGGGGAUGUCUCGAGACGCCGUAAAGUUUGGCCGAAUGUCAAAAAAGCAGAGGGACAGCUUGUACGCAGAGGUGCAGAAGCACCGGCUGCAGCAGCAGCAGCGCGACCACCAGCAGCAGCCCGGGGAGGCCGAGCCGCUGACGCCCACCUACAACAUCUCGGCCAAUGGGCUCACGGAGCUUCACGACGACCUCAGCAACUACAUUGAUGGCCACACCCCCGAGGGCAGCAAGGCCGACUCGGCGGUCAGCAGCUUCUACCUGGACAUACAGCCCUCCCCCGACCAGUCGGGUCUGGACAUCAACGGGAUCAAACCGGAACCCAUAUGUGACUACACACCAGCAUCAGGCUUCUUUCCCUACUGCUCCUUCACCAAUGGAGAGACCUCCCCAACCGUGUCCAUGGCAGAAUUAGAACACCUGGCGCAGAAUAUAUCCAAGUCUCAUCUGGAAACCUGCCAGUACUUGAGAGAAGAGCUCCAGCAGAUCACGUGGCAGACCUUUCUGCAGGAGGAGAUCGAGAACUAUCAAAACAAGCAGCGGGAGGUGAUGUGGCAGUUGUGUGCCAUCAAAAUCACAGAAGCUAUACAGUACGUGGUGGAGUUUGCCAAACGCAUUGAUGGAUUUAUGGAACUGUGUCAAAACGAUCAAAUUGUGCUUCUGAAAGCAGGUUCUCUAGAGGUGGUCUUCAUCAGAAUGUGCCGUGCCUUUGACUCUCAGAACAACUCCGUGUACUUUGACGGGAAGUAUGCUAGCCCCGAAGUCUUCAAAUCCUUAGGUUGUGAAGACUUUAUUAGCUUUGUGUUUGAAUUUGGAAAGAGUUUAUGUUCUAUGCACCUGACUGAAGAUGAAAUUGCAUUAUUUUCUGCGUUUGUCCUGAUGUCGGCAGAUCGCUCAUGGCUGCAGGAGAAGGUAAAGAUUGAAAAACUGCAACAGAAAAUUCAGCUGGCGCUUCAGCAUGUCCUACAGAAGAAUCACCGAGAAGACGGAAUCUUAACCAAGCUAAUAUGCAAGGUGUCUACAUUAAGAGCCUUAUGUGGACGACAUACAGAAAAGCUAAUGGCAUUUAAAGCAAUAUACCCAGACAUUGUGCGACUUCACUUUCCUCCAUUAUACAAGGAAUUGUUCACUUCAGAAUUUGAGCCAGCAAUGCAAAUAGAUGGGUAAAUGUAUCACCUAAGCACUCCUAGAAUGUCUGAAGUACAAACCUGAAAACAAAAAAAACAAACAAAAUUAACCGAGACACUUUGUAUGGCCCUGCACAGCCCUGGAGCGCCAACACACUGCACAUCUUUUGGUGAUCGGGGGGUCAGGCAAAGGAGGGGAAACCAUGAAAACAAAUAAAAGUUGAACUUGUUUUUCUCAUGCAUAUGAUUUCCAUUAUGCCUACAGAUAUGGACCCUUUUUCUGUCGAGACUUCUCGACCACGAUGGUCGACCUCUGUUGACAGCAGCAUGAGGGUCCUGAAGUCGGACGAUUUCCUUUUUCUUAUAGCUCACUGCCCAGAGACUUUCUGCAGAGUCACCCAUCUGUCAGUGACAACAGAGAGUCCAGCAAUAAUCGGUGACUGGUGUGCAUAGCGGAGGUUGCGGCAUUACUUUGCACAACUUGCUCUUUGUUUCAUGAAGGAAGUUUUUAUUAUUUUUUUUUUCCACCGAUUAUUGCCAAGUCAGCGGGAUGGCAUGAAAAGGGUCCAUGGCACUAGCAACAAUAGCAUUAUAAUAUAUUACAGGGAAAUGGGCAUGAAGACUAUAUAUAGCUCAAAGAGAUAUUGUUUAUAUAUUGUUUUAAUUAAUAUAAAAAUGUAGUUACUGGUGUAGCUUUUCCUGUUGAAUUGAUAAGGCACUUUCAUUUUGCACCUUUUUCUUUAAAUUAAAUGCUAGCGUGUUCACUGUCGUGUCGCAUGUGCGCCAGAAACACAAGUUAAACUGAGAAGGCUUGGAAGGUACGUCGGGAGGUACUGAUGCUGCUGUUUACAAAAAGGACUUUUAAAAGACUGGCUGGUCAUAUCUAGAAAUCACCAUGUUAGAGGUUUUUUGUUUUUUGUUUUUUCCCACAUGUAAAAUUUAGAGUUUGAACUCUCCCUAAAUUACACCUCGCUCUUUGGGUAGUUUCAGGACAGAUGUGUUUAUGCUUCAUACAAAGUUGAAUGAUUGCUUGGUGCUGUGGUCUCAUACCCUCAUGCACUUUUUUUUCCUGGGGAAAAAAAAAAAAAAUGCCACGUUCUGAAGGCAGUAGGGGAGGGAGGCUUGUUUUAUAUAAUUCAGUGGUUAUAAUGACACAGUCUCAAAUUAGAAUUCUCAGUGCUUUGAGAACAAGUCAGUAUUGAGAAUAUUAAUUGGAAUCUAGCUUUUAUUUAAAGAAGGACCCAAAGAUUCUAUCUGGAGCAAACGCACACUCCCCAUGUGAGAACAUGAAGCAUUUUUUUGGAAGGUUUAUGUUCUUGGUCUCAUCAAGCAACCUAAGACUAUUGCAGGGAGCAUUAGUUCUAGACUAGUUGUUUCUAAAUGCUACUACUCUCAAAUAUUGCUCUCCAUAUUUUAUAGACAGGGAUAGUAGGCAGGGUGUGGGAGACAUACAACAUUGCUCCAGUUUCUUAAAUAUCUUCAGCCUUUGAAGUGAAGUUGAUGCUUGCCGCAACCAUGGACUUGUAUUUAUCUUCACUAGAAAACUGUGGACUGUAAUUUAUUUUAUUAAUUAUUUAGAAGAAUGCCAGGCUUUUGUGUUCAGGGGAGAAACAUUGCAUUGUCUUGUUUAAGUUUGUGUGUGUGUGUGUUUAACAAUCUCAGUGGGUGAAGGAGGAAGAAACAGUCGGAUGAACAUGUAUGUGUAUUUUUAAAACAAGUGACUUUUUGGGAAUGUAGGCACUUGGAAGAUGAUGUCAGUCACUCUAGGGUGAUAGUCAAACUAUUGGUACUACAUCAGAAACCAUGCUUGUCACAGGAAAGAACCUUUCCCAUGGAGUAAAGGUAGCGUUCCUAAGAAGCCCCUUACGUCUGAGAAAGGAUCUUGUCUCCCACAAGGGUCCCUCCAGAAUUUUCCACAGGAACCUGUGACUAAUUCCCAGAGCACCUGUUUUUAUCUCCACUGACUUUCUAGCUCAUUUCUUUGAGGGACUUGGGAAAGGGCAAGGAGUUACUCACACAGAGUGUGUAUGGAGUCUAAAAAACUUUUUUUUCAAAAAUAUAGUAAGGAUUUAACCAUAAAGAGAAGACAAGAGUAAUAUUUACUUAAAAUUGUUACAGGCAUAUAAAAUUGUGUGUGUUUAUAUAGAGAGGUGAGCUGUCAGCAUAUAGUAUUUAUAUUUGGGCAAGAAGGGUUAAGUCAAAUUUUUUUUAUUUAAUUAAGCAUAGUUCCUUUAAAGAUCAAUAGUAUUUAUACUCAUAAAAGAGUACCAAGCUUAGUUAUUUAUUUGUCCACUUUUUCUCCUAUUGUUUCUCCUUUGGGAGAAGACAAUGGGGUGGGAGUGUUUUGGUUGUUUUUUUUUUUUUUUUGGGUCAGACUCACUAAAUUUGGGGAUGGUUUUAUUGAAGUAUAUUAACUUCUUUUUAACCAAAGCUUUCUGAAUAUGACCAGCCUCAGGUGCUAGUGCAUUAAAGAGCAACUAAACCUAAUUCCAGUGUCCAUUCAUGACAUCAGAAGAGCUAACUGAACUUCUUUAAGGGUGAGAGAGAGCAUAAUGAGGAACUUAGAAGAAUUUUGCAUGGACCUAAUGCAAAAAAAAAAGCAGUGAUGCUCUAAUCUCAAUAAUAGUCAUGCCACGGUGACAUUGCUUUGACAGCAACGCACGGUAGAAUAACGUGAUGCUGCUGCUCUGCAUAUGGGAAAGGAAAGCAGGUGGACUUGGAGAGGAGCCGAAUCAUAGAGACAGAGAUGUGCUCUGCAAGGCGAGGGAACAAUUGACUAUUAUUUGGAUCUAAGAUGGGAUCUGAAGUUAAACAGAAAAUUCAGUUGAAAAAAAAUUGGAAGUCCCAAAAAAGAUGUGAAAAAAAACUCUCCAUUUUUAGUUUCUUCCUUAUUAUGGAAACACCUGUAUGGUGACACAAAAUACUCAGUGGUACCAGAACAUUCAUUCUCAAUCGUUCUUGGAAUCACAUUAUCAUCAGCCAGGCUGCUAGAAUGCCUUUGUACAAUUGUUUUCUCACAUAAGGUAAAUAAGGCUUUUUGUGCAAAGCCUGAAUAACCUGUUAUAAUGGUGUCCAGACGGUUGUACUGUUUUGUGAAAAAAACUGGCCUUGGUCACAAUGAAAACAAAAGUGCAGAUGAAAGUGCUUUUUGGACAGUUUACAAAUUGUGUUAAAGCUAUGGAUAUUUAAGUGUACAGCAUCCUAAUUUGUGUUAAAGCUAUGGAUUUUUUUUUUUUUUUAAGUCUUCAGCAUCCUGAUUCACCCUUCCUAAGUUAAGGAAAACAUGACUUAAGACACUGCUUCUAUGUUUGGUUGUUCUUUAUAGUGGGGAUACCAGAUGUCUGUGAGCGUAUGGGGGUGGGUUUGAGGGUUAGGUGAGGAAGGAGUGUGAGUGUGCGUGCUUUUGCGUAUGGGUGUGUGAUGUGUGUGUGUGUGUGUCAGACCGCUUCUAGGCUACUAAGUGUCAAUGGAAAAGAAAAUGUAUUCAAAAUACUUAAAUCAAAACUAGAAGAUGGAAAAAAAAAAAGAUUUAUUCUAUUCAAAGCCUUGUCUGGACCACUUUAGAGAGACUUCUAUUUUUUUAACCCUUCUAUAAAUAUUUGAUGGCACUUGAAAUAUUCCUGCAAUAAAAUGUGAUUUGUGUAAAGAAAAAAAAGAUUUUGUAAUGUGAAACAAAGAAAGAAAGUAAUGUAAUUUUCUAAAAAAAAAAAUACAAACAAACAAACUUUGUAUUAUUUUCUUGAUGGAAUUUGUCUAUCUGUCUUUGGAAAACUUUUUAUUUCAUUGAAUGUGCCAUAGUAGAAAUAUGUGUUUUUAGUUGUAGACUAAGGAAUAGCUAGCUGUUUGUGUUCCGACAUUCCAAAAUGCAAAACCACCUAGUAGAAUCUUUCACGAAAGAGUUUCAGUAGUACGUAAGCUUCUCAUUGUUGCUUUUUUGCACAUGUUCUUCAUUCCUCUCUAGUGCAAUAUGUACAUAGAGCACUUGCGGGUGUACCUUGAUCCCUCAGGGAAAAAAUACAUAUUUGUACAGUUUUUUUUUUUUGUUUUUUUGUUUUUUGGGGGUUUUUUGCGCCUUUUUGUUUUUGGCUAAGGAAUGUCGAUCGAAUCACUUGUAAUUGUUGAGGGGCAGCCAGAUAAUAAUCCUAAAGCCACUGUUUCAAACAUUGAUUGUUUCAAUCAUCUGUCCUUCCAGUGCUAUUAUUUUAAGAUAAUAAUAAAAAGUUAUUUUCUGACAGUUCUUUGUGCUGAUUGGUGAAACAGAAGGGUAAAUAAGCACCUUAUGAUUGACUUACUGUGAAUGACAAUCCAUCUUGGGAACGACAGAAGCCCUUUCAUUUGGAGUUGGGGUUGCGAGUCAGAAACAAUGUGCUCAGGGAUCUCCUAAAACUCUUAAAAACAGGGUGGCCGGUACUACUGGGACAAAAUGUGUUUUUUAUUCUUAUUAACAAUGAUAAUGAUAUUAUCCCUCCAAAGCACAAGCGAACUGUAUAGAACUGUGUGUAAACUCUUCACUGUUGUCUCAUGUUGUUGAGUUCAAAACUUAUGUGCUCUUCUGUCUUGUGUGCUUCGAAACACUGACUAACUCCUUCCAGGGCCGUGCAGUUACUCCGGUGUGUUCAGAAGAUAAUAUGUUAACAUGCCAGCACAGAGCCUGGUUCGGGGCAGCCUUUGCUUAAUCCCUUUGCCAUUGCUUGAAUAAUUCAAGUAAUAAAAGUCAUAAUAAAAACAUAGCAACAUACAUUAAGAACUAUUUCAAAUCCUAUAUAAUUAUGGAUUAAGACUUUAGAAAUCAGUGCCGAGAUGAGAAACCUACCCUAUGAGUAUAAUGAGGGUAGGUCAAAGAUGAAACAUGUUUUUAUUUUUAUUUUUUUUGAAACGUUAGUAUCUACUGUCUGUCCUCCUCUAGAAGCAAACCAAAAGCACCCAUACAUAAAGCCACUCUUACUUCCACGAUCUGAUGAAUUGAGUUAAAGACAAAACAAAACUCGCCUGUAUGAUGGCAACGUGGGCCAGCUUUUAGGGUUGCAUGUGACAUUACUGAAAAGUAGUUUUGUUCUCACAGUCCUCUUUGUUACCUUCCAUAAAGUCAGGAAACUCGGCAUCAUUGUUGGCCGACUUCCAGAAUACACAUUCAGAGUAAGAUUCACCUAUUUCUCCUUACCAUAGAGGAGCGCAAGUCUGAGAAAAUUAAACAUGAUAAACUUCACCUUGUUAUUUUAUUUUAGAUGAGCAAAAUGGCAGAAUUCUUCCCCCUCCAUACACACACACACACACACACAGUAUAUGAGUAUACAAGGGUGCUUUAAAAAGUUCACAAGAAAUAGAAUUAAAAUUAUGAGUUUGUUUUGGUGCAAAAAGAUUUUUUGAAAUCAAUGCAUAGUUUUUUCAUAAUAUGCAUUUUCCACAUAUAUUAUGAAAAACAUUUCUGCACCAAAAAUUUUUUUGCACAAAGUAAAUUCAUACUUUUAAUCCCAUUUUCUCACAAACAUUACAAAGCACCCUUGUAUGAGUAUACAAACACGUGUGUUAUACUUUUUCAUAUUAUGACAGGUAACUGCCACUUCUUCCCAAUGAAGUUAUGCUCCAGAACCCCAUGGAAACAACUUUUUACCACAGAUCCAACUGUGUGCCCUGAAAUGCAAUUACAACAGCAAAGCUUGAUUGAUUGCUCACGGUCUAUAAUACAGGUUUUCAUUCUGCCUCUAAACAUUAUUAUGAUAAAGAUGUUCUACCACAUUCAGUUACAUAGCCUUUCCUGUUGCUGCUAAUUUUUAAGAGAUGAGGAGGCAGAGUACCAGUGUCUGCACAAAGCAGUUCAUUUCACUUCUGGGUCUACUUGCUUGUCUAUUUGUGUGUAAGUGAAGUGAGAUCAGUUUGGUCAGGCUCUUGGAAUAAUGUAAAAUAAUAAUAAUAAUCCACAAGCCUGGCUUCAGACCAAGUGCAUCUCCAUGUUCAACCAGACCUUCAGAACUUAGAGCAAUAAAUACAUUCAGUCAUUCAUUGAUUUAUAAAUGAGCAACAAAAUAUUCAGUCCAAAUCACAACAACCUGUGUGCAAUGACGCAACAUAACAUGGAGUCUUGUAUGGAGAGAGUGAAUAUGAGUAUUUUAAAUAGAUGCCGAGGGAAUCCACGUUUGCCGUUUACUUGAAGUGUGCUUUUCCACGGUAGCACUUAGCCUUUUCUUCCUCUAAGAACUAAUGACAGAUAGCUUGCUAUCAGCUUUGACAUGCUGCACGUGCUGUUGGGUCCUUCUUUAAGGACGAGGAAUUCUCUCCAGCGUUGCUGUGUGAUUUCUGUCUCACUCAUUAUUCCCUUCAUGUGGAUAAGUACCAUUUCUAGGAAUUUGAUCACCAUUGAACAGAUUGCAUAUGUAAAUGCAGAUCAUUCUUGAGCAAUAUAGUGAAAAUGAUUUCACAAAAAAAAAAAAAAUCCCUACGUACUGUACACAUCUUCUUGAAUCCAAAAUUCGUUUCUUAUCCACAAUGGUCUGAAAUCUUAUUAUCAAACAGUGGUAAAAUUUUUGAACAUUAGGACAUUAGCUGGCUGCUUCUUUAAAUGUACCUGUAUUGUCUGCCUGCUCCUUUUGUGGAGAUGUGUUUUUGUAUUGGAUGUUUGGGCCGAUGGGAGGCUUCAAGCUACAACAUAUUUUCCCAGUUUAAAUAUAUUUAACAUAAGACAAACCCCAGACAAGGCUUUUAUUAUGUAUAAAGAACUGCAGUGUUAGGUGGUUUAUUUGCAAACCGUUUUCAAUGUUGUCCAUUUUUAUGGCACCUUUAACAAUAUUGUUUCCAAAGUACAAAAAAAAAAAAUAGGUUAAAUAAUCUAGCCAUAACUGAAUGUCAAGCAAUAAAACAAAUGAUUUUUGUGUAUAGACUUAAAUGAGAUACCAAUUUUAGACAUCUGCAUGUAAAUGCAAUCUCUUGUUUACUGCUUUCUUCAACUUGAGCAAUUGAUUCCUUAUUUACUAUUAACUUAAGAACUUGUAAUGGCCUGUAAACAUUUUCUCUUACUCUUCUUUCAAAUUUACCUUCGUCCCUGCUUUUGAGUCAUAAUAUUUAAUGUUGUUCUGCACAUCUCUAUACAGUUAACUUUUUGGCUUUCAUCCUGUAUAGAUAAGAAAACGUUAUAUUAUAAACAGCCUACUCAGUGCAAAUAUUUAUCUGUUUAUCAAAUCCACAAUAUGCUGUAUAAUACUGGUUUUACUAUAUAAUCUAUUUUAGACAUAGCUGUUUAGAACUAGAGUGUGCUAUUUUUGUGUUUUUCUGAUGUGUGGUGCUAGAUAAGUUACUUUUGUGAACAAAAAAAAAUCCCUUUUAUUCCUAGACAAUACCACCUUUGGGUCUUGUUAAUUUCACUGAGCAUAACUAUAUAUUUGUAUAUAUAUACAUAUAUAUAUAUAUAUAUUACCUGUACCCAACUGGCAGCUGUAUCAGAGUGCUGGAUUUGGGACAUGCUUUUCUCUUUAAAUACAUAAUAUCAUAUAAAUUAUUCUAGAGUAUAUUUAAUUAGGAUAAAACUACUUCCUUAGUAUGGAUAUUUGACAUCCAAAAGGUCAAUUUGUUUAUAAAUAUGGAUAUAUGAAAACGUAUCAGCAUUUAUGUUUGCUCCUCAGCUUUAUACUGUAACUCCUGAACUGCAAAGUAAUUUGCCAGGCCUUCAAGAUGCGCAAGAAAACUCUCCCACUUAUACUUUUUUCUUCUUACUAGGGAAUCCUGUUUUUGUCACCGGACAGUGUUGCAUCCUUAGCUCCUGUUAUAGGUAACAGGCGUUUAUAUGAACUAUCCCAGGCGGCCUGAUGGCAGAAGGAACUUCUCCUCUGCUGUCCGAGUCCUGAGAAGAACGCAGCCAGCACUGGCACCACACGGGCCACGCUGGCGGACGUUUGUUUUAAUACGACCUCACCCAGUUCCGUGAAUUGAGUGAAGGACUUUCCUUUUCAAAAGCACCUAAGAGUGAGCUUCAGUAACUGUUUCACCCAUUCUCCCAGAAUCCACUGGCUCAACAAAAAAAUCAAACUGUAUCAAAUAUCUAACUAAGGAUGUAGUUAACCUUAUUAAAUAUUGAUUAGAAUUGUUCUGUAAUAUUACUGAAUUUGUAAGAUCUUUAGCAAAGAUUUUUGAGCAAUUUAUAAAUAUAGAGCAAAUGUUUCUGUUUACUGCACUUUUUAUAAUUGAAGGUGAUAAAUUCUCAAGCCAUGAUUCUUGGCUUCCAUGUAUUGCAUAUUUACCCACAAUUCUAGACAUUUUCCAUUUUUAUGGAAGAGUUUUCUGUUACCUUAAUUAUAAACAAUUGUGUGGUUAAGGAGAGCUAAUGUUAACCUUUUAACAUGAAUUGGCUAUAGUUCAGGGAGAAAUCUCUUAACAAUAAUAUCAUUCCUUGAGUGUCUGACUUGGAAACAGAUUGAAACUUUUUUUUUUUUCCCAACUAUCAUUUAAACAUCCUAAGAUUCCCCAGGUUAGAGAUUGUAUCUCCGCACCUGCACAAUGGCCAGCACAUGUUAGCAUCUGAUAGUUAUUAAAAUGACAACAAAUGUGCCCAAUUAAAACUUUCUUCCUGGGUUGUUUUGGUAAAUGUAUAAAGUAUGUCAAGCCUUAGGGUUAACGUUUUCUUCUACAACUGAAUAUAAAAACUGCAUUUUAAAAGACCAUGUGAAAUGCUAACUCUACUUGUGUGUAGGUCUUCAGGAUUAAGCACACAAAUUUCACAAAACUCUGUGAGUAACAGACUCAGCCUUCUGUAAAUAUACGUACAGGUUUGGAAACAGUAAUACUGUCCCUAUAAAUACUUGCUGUCUGUUUGGUGUACAGUAUGUAAAAACUCCUUUUCUGCCACACUAAAAAUGCAAGCCAUUUAUGGGAAUCCUAAAAAUAGUAUUGACCUAAUAAACCUUUGCUAAUGAUCUUUAUUUACAGGAUCAUCCAGACUUAUCACUUACAUUGGAUUUUCUUUUCAUUUCACUCUGACAGUAGUCUGCUUAUUUCCAGCUGUUUAUUUUAUUAAGUCCUGAAUUUAAAAAAAUAUUUUGAUUCAUUUUGUAAAUACAAGCUGUAAAAAAGAGAGAUUUAAUGUUGUCUUUUAAAUACUCUGAUUUUCAUUCUAAUAUGAAUGUUGUUAUAUUGUACUUAGAAACUGUACCUUUAAUAUUACAUUACCUUUAUUAAAAGUGCAUUGAACACAUCAAUUUUAGAUGUGCUUUAUGUACUGUUAUCCUAUAAUAAAACUUCAGCUUCUAAUGGAA